Molecule: messenger RNA, 1288 nt
Organism: Saccostrea cuccullata (small rock oyster)
Lineage: Eukaryota; Metazoa; Mollusca; Bivalvia; Ostreida; Ostreidae
Exons: 2
Coding region: 447-998 (183 amino acids)
Molecular function (GO): nucleic acid binding
Source: RefSeq, a predicted model, not a curated record
UAAAGGAUCUAAACCAACGAAAACAGAAAUCAGAAAAUUACCAAGAUCUGUGAUUACAUUAGUAAGACAGUGGGAUAAAAUUGUAGUUGUGAAAGGAAUUCUUUACAGAGUGGUAACAGAUCCUACAUUAGGAGAUUUAAAACAACUUAUUCUUCCCAGAUCAUUACGUGAAAAAGUGUUAUUCAGUUGUCAUGACAACUUGGGCCAUCAAGGGAUAGAGCGCACAUUUUCUGCUGUUCGUUCAAGAUGUUAUUGGCCUGGAAUAUUCAAUUCUGUGAAGGAUUAUUGUAAGCGCUGUGAACGUUGUGUAAUUUCCAAGAUGCCUCAACCAGCUAUACGCACUACAAUGAGCCACCUCAUCGCAUCUAGACCUCUGCAAAUUCUAGCAAUCGAUUUUACUGUUUUGGAACCAGCGCAUGGAAAAGAAAACGUUCUUGUGAUGACUGAUGUCUUUACAAAAUUUACGCAAGCUGUUCCAACAAAGGACCAGAAGGCAGAUACGUCUUACACCUGACCGAAAGCGACAUUGGCCAAAACAUCUGCCCGAAUUACUAUUUUCCUACAACGCAACACAGAAUUCAACAACCGGAUACAGCCCGUUUUAUCUUAUGUUUGGACGUCAUCCCAAGAUACCCAUCGAUUUUCUACUUGGAGCUUUGGACAGUGACGAUGAUGAUCAGAUGACGACUGACGAAUGGAUCAAAUCUCACCAGGACCGACUAAAGUAUGCGUUCGACAAAGCAAGUGAUCAUACGUCUCUGAUGGCCAAAAACAGGAAGUUGACCAACGACAGAAAAGCCUUUGACCCGGAAUUGAAUACUGAUGACAAAGUGUACGUUCGAAACCGUCAAAUCCGCGGCAGAAACAAAAUCCAAGAUUCAUGGGACUCUACUGUGUAUCGUGUUGUGAAUAUUUCAGGAAAUGUCGUUAGUGUCGUGUCAGACGAUGGCUGCCAGAAAACCUUAAACCGCCGUGAUGUGACGAGAUGUGUUUCCUAAAUAACGCUAUUACUUAUGCAAAAACUUUUUGUUACUUUUGAUGUUCAUAUGUAUAUUUUUCUGGAGAGUAUGUGGCUAUUAUUGAAAAAUGUAUUUUGAUAGAAUAUAUAUUUUUCAUUUAUCGAGACGCUAAAUUUAAAGCUGGGGAGUAUGUGGCGGAGUCAUAUUUAUUUAAAAUAAUUUUUUUUAUCUUUAUUGAAUAACUUAGUGAGCCAUAAUUUACUAUAUGCCAUAUUUGAUAGUAGUCUCCAUUCAUGAAUUCUACUCACAAAAUCUCAUUGGCCAGUAAA